Coffea arabica (coffee) is the source of this 1745-nucleotide messenger RNA. Its product is annotated as tryptophan aminotransferase-related protein 4-like. The record is from RefSeq and is a predicted model, not a curated record. Lineage: Eukaryota; Viridiplantae; Streptophyta; Magnoliopsida; Gentianales; Rubiaceae. Gene Ontology annotation, biological process: amino acid metabolic process. Gene Ontology annotation, molecular function: carbon-sulfur lyase activity; transaminase activity.
CUUAACAUUUCUGGUGAAUCUCAAGCAUAUUCUCUAUUUCAAUCCUGAGAGAAUUUGAUCAUUGAGGUUACUUGAAAAAGCCAAAAAGGCAGCAUGGCCAAGAUGCAUAGCUCUUGCUAUGCUGUUUGCCUUUUGGCUUCCAUGAUAGUUAAUGUCUUGCUUAUGACGCAACAGAACAAGGUCCGGAAUCAGCUGACUUGGAGCCAAAACGCUGCAGCAGAAGCUGAAUCUGUGGCAUCGAUUUCAUGUUCUGGCAAUGGAAGAGCCUAUGUUGAUGGAUUGGUUGUUGAUGGAAAACCAGUUUGUGAGUGCAACUCAUGCUUUCAGGGACCUGACUGCUCUCAAUUCAUAACUGACUGCCCUGCUGAUGCUGAUAGUGGAGAUCCUUUGUUUCUAGAGCCCUAUUGGAUGCGACAUGCUGCAAGUAGUGCCCUCUUAGUUGCAGGAUGGCAUCGAAUGAGCUAUACGUUUUCGGACCAUACAAGUAUCUCGCAGGUUCUUGAUCAACACAUCCGCACACUACAUGCAGCUGCCAAAAAUGCUAUUACAGAUGGAAAAUACAUCGUCUUUGGUGCUGGUUCAACUCAACUUCUCAAUGCUGCGGUUUUUGCUCUUUCCUCUCGAAACUCAUCUUCUCGCACAAGAGUUGUGGCAUCUACACCUUAUUAUCCGCUUUACCAAAAACAAACAGAUUACUUCGAAACUCUUCAUUUUGAGUUUGGUGGUGAUGUAUCCUCGCUCAAAAAGAAUUCAGAUGCUUUGGAUAUCAUCGAGUUUGUAACUUCACCAAAUAAUCCAGAUGGUCAGUUGAAGAAAGCGGUUCUGCAAGGCCCUACUGUCAAGGCUGUCUAUGAUCAUGCCUAUUAUUGGCCGCCUUUUACAGCGAUUCCAUCUCCAGCAGAUGAAGAUGUCAUGAUCUUCACAAUUUCUAAGCUCACUGGCCAUGCUGGAAGUAGAUUUGGAUGGGCAGUAAUAAAGGACAAGGAUGUUUAUGAAGGAAUGUCAGCAUACAUAAGCCUGGCCGAGAUGGGCCUCUCAAGGGAUACUCAAUUGAGAGCUUUGAAGCUCCUAAAAGCACUACUUGAAGAUGAUGGCAAAGAAAUUUUUUAUUUUGGAUACAGAAGAAUGAUGGAUCGCUGGAAAAGGUUAAACCAGGUUAUAUCAUUGUCAAAGCAUUUCAGCCUUCAAGAGAUCUCCCCUCAAUACUGCAAUUAUCUUGACAGAGUCAGAGAACCAUCUCCAGCUUAUGCAUGGCUGAAAUGUGAAAGAGAAGAAGAUACGAAUUGUACUAAAGUCCUCAACGCAGCAAAUAUCAUUGGUCGCAAAGGUAGAGUUUUCAAUGUUGGAACCCGCCAUGUUCGCCUUUCCCUUCUCAAGAGACAAGGUGAUUUUGAGUUGCUGUUAUACAGAUUGAACGAACUAGUCAAGAAAGAAUAUGAUGCACACCAGGCUAUGUGAUUAGUGAAGGUUUUGAUCAAUAGUCGGUUGACUAUAAACUCAACAAAAAUCAUAAUUUGUGAGUAAUAAAUCAGAUAAAACUCUUGCCUGAAAUAAAGAUGAUCAGGAAUUUAUUUGCCUGAAACCAACAACACAAGACACUUUUGUCUAUUUGGGGUUCAGGAUUUGAUUCCAAUUUGUCCAGUUGAAUAUUCCCAAUCCUCAUGUGUACGUACCUAUAUCAAAUUAUUUUUCUAAGUUUUUUUAGUUUAAUACAAUUCUUGUGGCAUUCAUUUUUUAUAACUAAA